Molecule: messenger RNA, 951 nt
Organism: Recurvomyces mirabilis
Lineage: Eukaryota; Fungi; Ascomycota; Dothideomycetes; Mycosphaerellales; Teratosphaeriaceae
Exons: 2
Coding region: 1-951 (316 amino acids)
Cellular component (GO): fungal-type vacuole; plasma membrane
Source: RefSeq, a predicted model, not a curated record
AUGCCGUCUCACAAAGUGCAUCAACUGUGCCUAGAAGUGUCACCACAGUGUCCCGUCGAAGCUACACUAUACGGGUAUCGACCUAAUCUCGCUGGGAAUGCCCUCUUGCUGGCCAUCUUCAGUGCUUGCACGCUUGCUCAAAUCAUCCUUGGCCUACGAUACAGACUGAAGGCUUUCACUUUUGCUGUCACAAUUGGCUGUGCCGGCGAAGCAAUCGGAUAUGGCGGUCGAAUAAUGAUGAAUGCCAAUCCGUGGAGUCAGUCAGGUUUCAAGACACAGAUCUGCUGCCUCGUGCUAGCGCCAUCAUUCCUGGCUGCAGGCAUAUACCUUACGCUGAAGCAUCUCGUCAUCUACUUCGGUGCCGAGAAGUCACGGAUACGACCGGGUUCAUACACAGCCAUCUUUAUCUCAUGCGAUCUCGUCAGCAUUCUCAUCCAGGCUGGAGGUGGAGGUAUUGCGGCUAGCAAUGAAGCCAACCUGGUCAAGAUCGGAGACAACUUGAUCGUGUGUGGUAUCAGCGUGCAGGUUGCUACGAUGUUCGUCUGCUUGUGCCUCGCUGCAGACUUCGGCUGGCAAGUCUUGAAGCACCACAAUCGCCGACAACCGACUGGAGAGGAAGUGGCAGAAGGAAGAGAGCUGCCGAAGAGCUUUAGGUACUAUGCCAUCUGCUCUGGCAUUGCCUUCGUCCUGAUCUUUAUCAGAUGCGUCUAUCGUGUACCAGAAAUGGCAGGAGGUUGGGGCAAUCCACUCAUGCGCAACCAAGCCGAAUUUAUGGUCUUUGAUGGGACAAUGAUCGCUAUCGCAUGCACGCUCAUGACCAUUGCCCACCCGGGCAUCUUCUUCCCUUCAAUUGGAUCCCACAACCGCAAAGCAGCAGAGGAGAAGCGAAGCGCGGGCAGCCCAGAUCCCACGCUACAGUCGACCGAAGGCCUAGAGAAACAUCAGCUGUGA